AUGAAAUUCUCCCUACCGUUCUUAUCCCUGGUGGCCGCAGCGUUACCCCUGGUAGCUGCACAGCAAUGCCCCGCGUUCCCUGAACCCAGACCAGCACCAGCCUCACUGCCGUCCGAGGCCACCCUCCCAGACCCCUUCAAGUAUUUCACCAUCGACCGCCGCGUCUCCUCAGUCGACGAGUGGUACAACUGUCGCCAGCCAGAAAUCAAGCGGCUCCUGCAGGAAUACCAAUACGGGUUCUACCCUGACCACUCGGCGGAGACGGUCACGGCUACGAGGAACGGCAACACUCUGACUAUCAACGUCAGCGCAGGAGGAAGGAAUGGCCAGUUCACCGCAUCUUUGGCGCUCCCCAGUGGCGCAAGCCCUUCGAACAAGGUGCCGGUCAUGUUGGCGAUUGGAGGCGUCAACAAUGGAGCGUACACCAACGCGAGGAUUGCAGUCGCCACGAUCAAUUAUAUGAACGUUGCUCCAGAUUCGAAUGGGAAGACUGGUACUUUCUGGAGCUUGUACAAUGGCAAAGACAUCGGUGUCUUGACUGCCUGGGCUUGGGGAGUACACCGAACACUCGACGCCAUCGAAGCCGUAGUCCCCGAGAUUGACGCGACUAAAACUGCGGUGACGGGUUGCUCUCGCCUCGGAAAGGCCGCCCUAGCAGCUGGCCUCUUCGACGAGCGCAUCCUGGUCACAGUUCCCAUGUCCAGCGGUAUCCAAGGUCUAGGGCCGUACCGGUACUGGCAAUUGUCCGGCCAAGGCGAGAACCUCGAGAACAGCAAACAGGGAGCACCGUGGUGGACGUGCAAUGUUAUCAGCGGGUUCUUGAAUAAUCACCAGAGGUUGCCGUAUGAUGCGCACAUGAUUGCUGCUGCGAUUGCGCCCAGGUAUAUGGUGAUUGAUGAAGGCCAGGGCGACCCCUUCGUCAAUGCUAGGGGGACAGCGACCAUCGUGUACCCGGCGGCGAGGGAGGUGUACAAAUGGCUGGGUAUUGAGGAUAGGAUUGGUAUGGCAAUUAGGGGCGGAGGACACUGCGAUAUGUCAGGACACACCAACGUUGUUCCCUUCCUCCAGAAGGUCUUCUUCAAUGCCACCAUCAACAGGGAUUACAACAACCUUGCCCCGUGGUCCGCAACGACAACCGCAUAUCCUUGGGCCACCAAUCUGCCGCAGAACACGGCACCUCCAGUUACCCCGCCUCCCAUUACUACGCAGCCAACUCCUUCCACAACUCCUCCCGUUGUUGUCCCUACGCCCCCGCCGUCAGGAAACUGUGCCUCCAAAUUUGCCCAGUGCGGGGGAAAUGGAUGGACUGGACCGACAUGCUGCGUGUCAGGCUCGACUUGCAACAAGCUGAAUGACUGGUAUUCCCAAUGCGUGUAG
Molecule: messenger RNA, 1377 nt
Organism: Coprinopsis cinerea okayama7#130
Lineage: Eukaryota; Fungi; Basidiomycota; Agaricomycetes; Agaricales; Psathyrellaceae
Product: Cip2
Exons: 3
Coding region: 1-1377 (458 amino acids)
Biological process (GO): carbohydrate metabolic process
Cellular component (GO): extracellular region
Molecular function (GO): cellulose binding
Source: RefSeq, a predicted model, not a curated record